AUGAAAAAUGAAAUUGAAGCGAUAAUGAACACUAAUUAUUAUAAACGAUAUCAUUAGACUAAAGUCUCUCUACUUAUAUAUUUUGAUUUAACAACUAUUAGUAUCACUGAUUUUGAUCUGAAUCCCAAAAGGGACUUAGUAAUAUCCUAAUUAUACAAUCAAGGACAGAAUAGUAACACAACAAGAGAGAGCCAAAAUCUAGAUUGCUAGCAACCAUUAAGCGUCCAGUUCAUUAAUUGCCAAAUAUACUAUUAUUAAGAUAAUUCAAAUAAUUAGGAUAUCGAUAGAUAGAUUAAUAAGAUUACAUAAAGAAUGUAGACAGGUAAUCCUAUAACAUUAAUAUAUAAUAGUGAUGAAAGUUCUUAUGAUUACCUGGAUGCAAAAUUUUAGAGUCUAAUUGAUAGCUAAACUAAAUGGUUAUAAGGGACAGACCAAUAUAUGUAGAAAGGUUUCCUGAAAAUAAGAUGGUCGAAAUAGUUUGAAUCAAACAAGCAAUAAUGA
Molecule: messenger RNA, 501 nt
Organism: Paramecium tetraurelia
Lineage: Eukaryota; Ciliophora; Oligohymenophorea; Peniculida; Parameciidae
Exons: 1
Source: RefSeq, a predicted model, not a curated record